This is a messenger RNA of Dendronephthya gigantea, 3119 nucleotides long. RefSeq lists its product as uncharacterized. The record is from RefSeq and is a predicted model, not a curated record. NCBI's taxonomy places the organism in Eukaryota, Metazoa, Cnidaria, Anthozoa, Malacalcyonacea, Nephtheidae. The transcript is spliced from 3 exons. The coding region runs from base 278 to 2212 and encodes 644 amino acids.
GGUUGAAAUUAAAGAAUCCGACCAUAGUAACGCAACACGCAGUUUGUUCUUGCUCAUGAUUUUUAUCACACGAUGGCAUACUCAACGAAUUCCACUGGCUAAGAGAUAAAAACACCUGUAAUUCGCCUUUUUGAAGCGACCGUUACCGUUUUAAUUGGUUUCUAAUUUCAUAUUGAAGUGAAGUGCUGCUACGUUAUUGCGUUGCAGAGGGACAGCUGCAAAAGGCAUAGAAGACAUUGGCAACUAACGUUGUUUAUGGAUCAGAGACAAUUUCGUUAUGACGUUUUGCAAAAUGAUGUACUUCCUACGCACCCUUGGAAUCCUUUCAGUAUUCCUAAACCCUUCCCAAGCGACGGAAAUAUUCAUUCAAAUUCCAGUGUCAAUCAGUCCAUUAGUACAACCAGCGUGGAUAGAGAUGUCACGGUCAGUAAGCUUUUUCUAUAAAACGGACAGGAACUUUUACUCGAAAGUAACACCACUCGAUGUUGCCAAGAACGAAAAUCAAGAAAUUUCAGAAAUAAUAAAGAAGCCGAUUAGUGUCGUUUUCCUUAUCGCAGCCUCCUCUCGUAUUUCACAAAUUUUAACACGCGAGAAACUUAUCUACGACACUGGAAGUAGCAAAUGGUCCUACAAGAUCCCGGUUAAGAAAUUGAUAAGUGAAUCGGACGGCACUGUCACGAAACUUACUGACACGAUGAAGAUAUACAAACUACAAGAACUAGCGAUGAGAGUUCUUGCAAGGAAAUACGAACUAAGCGUAGACUCCAUUCUUCAAAAGCAUGGUAUGAAUCAGAUGGAACUUUAUGCCGCAGAUGAAGAACAAUGGAUAAAGAUUGUGGGCACGAUAACUGAUAUUGUUAUCAAAAAAAGAUCAAAUGAAAUGAAUCUAACUCCGUGUUAUUUGGCAGAACUUAUCAAUAAAACAGAAAGCGAGACACAAGGAUUCACACUCCAAGAAGUUGACAUAUAUCUGAACAAUAAAAGUAAGCUGAAUAAGAAACUACCCGUUUACAGAGACUCGACCCUGCGUAGUUUCUACCAAGAGUUCAACAUGACGCCAACACAACUCGCUAAGAUUAGUAAUACCAACCUUACAGUUCUCAAAGCAAUUGGAGUAAAAAAUCUUAUUCAGCUAUUUACCAGAACUAUAUUGUCAAAACUCGAAAUCAACAAAAUGCCUUCGUCUUUCUCAGAGAACGAAACUAUCUGUCCGUCACAGUGGAGCACGUUCAAAGAUGCAGUGCUUUUAGAAGCAUUUGAAAAUCAAGCAAAGAAAAUGUCCAUCACACCAGCAAUUCUUGCAAAUCUUAUCAAAAUGCCUUAUAAUAAUAUUAAAACGCUGUCAGUAAUGAAGAUGAUUAAUCUUAUUGAACUUGCCAUAAAUCCGAUUAAAGAAGACAAAAGAAAGACUGAAAAGUUUACAUUAUCAAUGUUGAGAAAAAUUAACAGCACUAAAAGACUUAACACUAAAAAGCACAAUGCCAUUUCUUUGAUCAAACGUACGACAAAGUUCGGGAAGUAUGCAUUCAAGCUGCUGUACGGAUGGGCGCCUCGUGAUUAUCAUUUUGCACGAUUGUUUUCCGCCGAGGAAAUUGGCGACGUAUGCCUCAUUGACAUCAACAAGAAAACGCUACUUUCACUGGCAAAAAUCAACAUGGGUAAAAACAGUGAAGACAUUAACUGCACAGCAUUCCUUGCAUUGAGGUCUGUUUGGGGCCAAGCAAGUUUAAGUGACUUGAAAAACCUAUAUUACCCAAACACACGAAUUUCACUAUCAGAGCCCAUUGCAACCGUACUGGGAAAACUCACCAACUCGUCUGAAAAAAUAAGUUGUCGGGUUCUAAGUAAAACACCCAUAAUCCAGUGGUUAUUACAGAAGGUAACGUUAAACAACAUGUCGGAGAUGACCAACCAUACAGAUGAUUACUUACAAGAAAUCCCAAUACAGCGAAUUGUGCUCAUGAUCUACGAGUUACUAAACACUGGUGCAUUUGACUCCCUGAUACGGGUUUUCAAAACAAUAAAUUAUUCAACGGGAAACUUCACAGAAGGAAUAUUUACUGAUGAUGUUAAGUAUAACGGACACGAAAAGCCUACAGCAAAUCCACGAUCAUUAUCAAAACGCCAUCUUCCAGACUUCGUAUCAUUAACCACUUUGUUAACUGUAGCAUUGGUAAUUCCAUUAUCAAUAACUGGUCCUAAUAAAUUUUGAUACAAAAACUUAUUCAGGUCUGCUACAAAGAAAGUUGUAAUGUUUAAAAACUGAAAGAAUGAUAAUGACUGGAGGAAAGUCUAAAAAGUCGAGAAAGGUUCCAUUCUUUUUUCAUGUUAAAUCUAUUUUUGAAGCUACUGGAUUAAUAUAUAUAGUUAAUCCCAAAAUACCCUGAAAAUUUUAAUGCAAUAUAUACAUUUUACUACAAUGUUGCAGGCUAAACAAUGCACUUUUUCUUUAAAACCCACAAUGACAUCAAUAUAUAAGAGUAAAGGAGGUAAAGCCCUUGUGUACGUGCGGAUAUUAUGCUGUAUCAUUGAGUUCUGCAGUGUUUUUCUUUGUUUUCACCAAGAAUGCAUCGAAACAUAUAUACAUAAAGAAAUAAAAUAAGACGAUAGAUAAUACACACAUGCACAUGCACAAUUUUAAAAACAAAUGUUUUAAAAAUUAAAAAAAUAUAUUUAUUACCAAAAGCAAUUUACUGGGUAAAAUGCCACAACAUGUAAAGAACAAUAUUAUAUAAUAUUGAAUGUUUUGUAUUUUUGCACUGAAUGUAUAUAACGAGAUCAAUUUUUGAUAUUCACAUUAAUUUUAUAAAGUAAAUUUAACAUUCGAAUUGUCCCACGUGCCCAUGCACACGCUUGGUAAAAUCUCGCUAACUUUGCAACCUGAUUGAAGAACCUUAUUCUUGACUAUAAUAAAGGAAGUUUAAAUGGACAUCUUAUAAUUAGAAAAUCUCAAAAAUAACCAACGGUUCAGCUAAAUUAUAUCGGUUAAGCUGCGUGGUUCCUUAAUAUAUCUACAGGCAUGUGGGACGGUUUCAUCAUUGCACACUCACACUGGCACAAUGUAUAACGAUAAUAAAAUAUUAAAAUAUUAGUUGUGGCUCUUUUCUCUUUCGAGUACC